This is a messenger RNA of Ectocarpus sp. CCAP 1310/34, 1227 nucleotides long. The record is from the annotation of a GenBank genome assembly. NCBI's taxonomy places the organism in Eukaryota, Phaeophyceae, Ectocarpales, Ectocarpaceae.
AUGGUCCGUGACGGAGUGCCGAUUCCUGCCAUCAUCGAAGCCACCAAUGGCGAGCUCGCGGGUGAUGUCAAGGAUGCCCUGCAGUGCAUUCGCGACGCCACCGUCAGCAACUCGCACGGCCGCGACGUCUUCGAUGAGCACAGCUCCGACAUCAAGGACGAGAUUCUUUCGUUCAACGACCUGGUGCACAACGCGGAGGCCCCUAUCUUUUUCGACGGACACGCGCACUUCGAGGCUCUCGCAUCACUCGAGGAACUGCUUCCGGUGACCGAUGACGUAGAGGAGGCAGGUGUCGCCGUCGAGAAGUGCGAGCAGGAAGGUGUCGCCGUCGAGCAAUGGGGGCCCCGAAUCUCCAAGCUUGGCGUAGAGGAGGAAGGUGUCGCCGCCGAGGAGUGGGAAACCCGAACGUUCACGGUUGGGCUGCUCGACGGCGCCAUCGACUAUGCCGCGGGCGGGGGUGUUCGCGGGGCCGGAGACACCGCCUCUUCUUUGCUUUCAACGCUCCUGUUCGCGUGUGCGAUCCUGGCGUUGCUUCGAAUCGUCGUGGCCUUCUCCCGCUGCAUCGGGGACGUCGUUCGGGCAUGGAUGGAGGAUACCGAAACACUUCCUGACUUUGGUGGUGUCGAGGAGGGAUUCAUCUGUGACGCGGGGGAUGCGGCGGAUGUGGAUGAGGAAGAGGAGGAGGAUCCCACGGAUGUCGUUGUUUCGGGCCGCAACCAGCCGUCGUCGCCUUCGGUCUCUGAGGAUACCGAUGGGCAGGUUCGGAAGGCGGUGAAGCCGCGGAAGCGGAGUGGCGUGGCUCACGAAACAAGUGAGCUCUGUGAACCCAACCCGACCCACAAGCAUUCCUCCUUACUAUGGCGCCGUGGAAAAGACGCCGUAUCGAACGUGUUGAAGCGUCUGAGCGACCAGUUCAAAACGGCCCGAGCGAUGUUGGCGGAAAUCAAGAAGGCUCGCACAAAACAGGAUACCAGAUCUUUGACAUACUUGCACAUCGAGAAGGCUUUGGGUGACCCGACAGGCCGGGAUUUCAGUGACGUUGUGGAAAAGCUUGAGAAAUUCGACUACGGGCUGUACGGCAUCAAGGUUAUGGGCCAGGGGGGGAGGGGCAGGAGUCGNCACGAGUUCUCUUGUUUCUUCGCGGUGUUUUGUGCAUGGUCAACGUUCAAGUUCAGAAGUACGUUAUCGAUGAUGAUCGCAAGAUCAAGAGAAGGCGUGACGCGGUAA